Messenger RNA from Arachis duranensis, 1171 nucleotides. RefSeq lists its product as uncharacterized. Gene Ontology annotation, cellular component: membrane; endoplasmic reticulum. Gene Ontology annotation, biological process: lipid homeostasis. The transcript has 9 exons. The coding region runs from base 197 to 1054 and encodes 285 amino acids. Lineage: Eukaryota; Viridiplantae; Streptophyta; Magnoliopsida; Fabales; Fabaceae. The record is from RefSeq and is a predicted model, not a curated record.
AACUAGAGACACAAGACACAACUGAGUGAACAUAAGAAGAAGAUGAGAUUCUGCAUCUUGGUUUUUCUCCUCAACAUGUUUUCUGCUUUCAACUGCUUCUUCACCACCACUCCUCCUCCUUCUCCCUGCACUUGGUGUUUCUGUGAUUGAAGAACAAAGAGUCUUUCUUUGCAGUGCUUCUUGUUUGGUUUUUCAUAUGAGCAAAUUUCAACAAGGGAGGAGCUUAAUGAAAUUCACUUCUUAUUUUGGUUCUGUUUUCUCUCAUGAUCAUGAUAUUGUUGCUAGUCCCAGCAAAGAAAUCAUGUGUCUGGCAUCUGUUUUCGCCGGCAUCAUCUUAUGUAUUCUUGUGUAUAGAUCAAGUGCUGUUUUGAGUUCUCUAUUGUUCAAUAAGGCAUAUGGCAAAUUGAGCACUAUACAGAAAAUUGAAUGGAAUAACAGGGGAAUCUCUACAUUCCAUGCUCUUUUUGUAUCAUUUGCUUCUUUUUACUUCCUUAUCAUAUCAGACAUUUUCAAGGAUGGUUCACAUGAAGACCUAAUUAUUAAUAGGUCAUCAAGUCUUACAAAUACAGCAUUGGGGAUUUCUGUUGGUUAUUUUGUAACAGAUCUGGUGAUGAUUCUUUGGCAUUUUCCAGCAUUAGGGGGUCUGGAAUAUGUUCUACACCAUGGGAUAUCCAUGCUUUCAAUUUUAAUAUCUCUGCUAAGUGGUCAAGUUCAAGUCUACAUACUAAUGGUUCUUUUUUCUGAGAGCACCACUCCAUCUAUAAACCUAAGAUGGUACUUGGAUGUUGGUGGUUUUAAGAGCUCCAAACUUUAUAUUGUGAAUGGCAUUGCAUUGUUCCUUGGGUGGCUGGUUGCUAGGAUUUUUCUGUUUAUGUUCUUCUUUUACCAUAUGUGGAUCCAUUUUGAUGAGGUAAAGGAGGUAAAUGCUUUGUGCUAUUACUUUAUGUUUGUGGUGCCAUCUGUGCUGACAAUGAUGAACAUAUUUUGGUUUUGGAAGAUUGCCAAGGGUAUGGUCAAAACUAUUACAAAAGCAAAACACACAAAGAGGGCCUAGAUCAUCUUACUGCUAUAAAUAGUCAUAAACCAUUGAUACUACUUAGCUUGCCACAAAUGUAUAGACAUUUGAUUUACUCAAAUGAGUUAUAUUCUUAAUGAUAGUUUCUAAUCUGAA